AUGUUGGCAAACCCUAACAAUGGCAGAUUGCACUGCCCUAAGCCCUGCCAAUUCCUGCACCCACAAAGGCCCAAAUGUUUUCUCUUCCCAAACUGCCCUCGUUCCCCCUGCUUCACCAGCAAGUCCAAGUUUUGCAAUUUGUCCCUGCUUCUGCCCAGAAAGAGUGGCAAGGGGUUUGGCAUCAGAGCUUUGGCCGAGCCCGGAGUUUCAACGAACGGUCCUCAGGGCUACCCUCCGCCAUACUCUGUCAAAAUCCCUGUUGGUGAUAGACAUAUUUUGGUUGAGACAGGUCAUAUUGGGAGACAAGCCAGUGCCUCUGUUACAGUGACAGACGGAGAAACCAUCGUUUACACAUCUGUUUGUUUGGCUGACGUUCCAAGUGAACCUUCGGACUUCUUCCCUCUUUCGGUACAUUAUCAGGAGCGCUUUUCGGCAGCAGGUCGAACUAGUGGAGGCUUUUUCAAACGAGAAGGAAGGGCGAAAGAUCAUGAGGUUCUCAUUUGUAGAUUGAUUGAUAGGCCUUUGCGUCCAACUAUGUUGAAUGGCUUCUACCAUGAAACUCAGAUACUUUCUUGGGUUCUGAGUUAUGACGGUUUGCACUCUCCUGAUUCUUUGGCCGUUACAGCAGCUGGAAUAGCAGUGGCUCUUUCAGAAGUUCCAAACUCAAAAACCAUAGCAGGAGUACGAGUUGGUCUCAUUGGUGACAAAUUUAUUGUGAAUCCAACAACUAAGGAGAUGGAAGACUCGGAGUUGGACUUAUUGCUAGCUGGCACAGAUAAUGCAAUAUUGAUGAUAGAGGGCUAUUGUGACUUUCUCCCGGAGGAAAAGUUGCUGCAAGCAGUAGCAGUUGGGCAGGAGGCCGUACGAGCAAUUUGCAAUGAGGUAGAAGCUUUGGUUAAGAAGUGUGGAAAGGCAAAAAUGCUUGAUGCAAUCAAGUUACCUCCCCCUGAGCUAUAUAAUCAUGUUGAGGAAAUUUCCGGUGACGAGUUGGUAAGAGCUCUGCAGAUUAGGGACAAGAUUCCUAGAAGAAAAGCUCUUUUGUCAUUGGAAGGAGAAGUUUUGACUAUACUUACAGAAAAGGGAUAUGUUAGUAAGGAUGCAGCUCUUGGAGGCAGUGAAACAAUACCAGAUAUAUUUGAAGAUGAGGAUGAGGACGAGGAAGUGGUUGUGGAUGAUGUGAAGCUGGUAUUCAAAGAAGUCACAUCCAAAUUUUUGCGGAGGCGCAUUGUGGAGGGUGGAAGAAGAAGUGAUGGGCGUUCCCCAGAUGAGAUACGUCCAAUUAACUCAAAAUGUGGACUACUUCCCAGGGCACAUGGAAGUGCUCUUUUCACACGUGGAGAAACACAGUCAUUGGCUGUUGUUACACUCGGUGAUAAGCAGAUGGCACAGAGGAUAGACAACCUAGUAGGGGUAGAUGAAUGGAAGAGGUUCUAUCUCCAGUACACAUUUCCCCCAUCAUGUGUUGGGGAAGUUGGACGGAAUGGAGCACCUAGUAGAAGAGAAAUUGGUCAUGGAAUGCUUGCUGAGAGAGCUCUUGAACCAAUUUUGCCUUCUGAAGAUGAUUUUCCUUACACUGUACGUGUUGAGAGCACAAUUACUGAAAGCAAUGGCUCUUCAAGUAUGGCAUCUGUUUGUGGGGGAUGCUUAGCAUUGCAAGAUGCUGGAGUUCCGAUCAAGUGCUCUAUAGUUGGGAUAGCGAUGGGUAUGGUUCUGGAAACUGAGGAAUUUGGGGGAGAUGGUGCUCCACUGAUUCUCUCUGACAUAACUGAUCUGAAGAUGCAUCUGGGGAUAUGGAUUUUAAGGUUGCUGGAAAUGAAGAUGGUGGUAACUGCAUUUCAGAUGGACAUAAAGGAUAGUAUUGUUAUAUUGACCUGA
Prunus armeniaca (apricot) is the source of this 1875-nucleotide messenger RNA. NCBI's taxonomy places the organism in Eukaryota, Viridiplantae, Streptophyta, Magnoliopsida, Rosales, Rosaceae. The record is from the annotation of a GenBank genome assembly.